CUCUCAGCAGCGGUUGCCUAGGGAGCCCGCAGAUACCGAAGUACUGAUGCAGAACACAGACAGACGCGACCGGGAGCUCCUUUGUAGGAAUGUGGCACAUCCAAGCUGUCUUUUUGCAGUCUUCCGGUUAACCGAGCCGAAUGAUGUGAUCCUGUUGGCAAAAUAAUUACAAUGAGAUUCAUUUGAUCGAGUCAUACGUACAGAAGGGAAGAAAUGUCUCUACAGCAAAGAGUGGUGCAACUGUCAGCCGCCUCGCUCGCCGUUGUUCUGUGUCGGGACGAGGACACCAAACACAACGCCUCCAGCACUCACGGACAGGACGUGUUUGAGGAUUUUAAAUCGCAAAAUUCACGAAGCUUUUGGAAUAAGAGGCUCGUAAGCGCGGUGACUGAAGUUUCCUUCCAAGGAUGGUUGGAGAACUACGUGCUGCUUGUUCAAGGGAAUGCCAACAACCUGGAGGUGCUGAGGGAAGCUUGGAUGCGCAGGGCGCUCAGGUCACCCAGAGGAUACAUCAUCAAAGCAGUGGGUGAUCUCUCCCCGGUGCAGAUGUCACCGAUCUCCCAGUCUCAGUUCAUCCCGCUGUCUGAAAUAUUGUGCUCUGUCAUUUCGGACAUGAAUGCUGCCCAUGUGGUUGUAAACCAGGAAGCAUUGAUCAAUCACAUGAUGAAAGCGCACCCUGGAAUGACCAUUCCUACCCAAGAUAUCCUCUACAAUGCUCUGGGAAAUCUUAUAAAGGAGAGGAAGAUUUAUCACACUGGCGAGGGCUACUUUGUUGUUACUCCUCAAACGUACUUCAUCACCAACAACAUGGUGAAAGAGAGGAACUGGUGGAGUACCGCUGACAAUGACCUGCCCUCACCUCCUCCCAUCACGUACCUGGUGAGCAACGAGAGCUGCAUGGACGCUAUUACUGAGGUGCCUGGCAUGGCUCACUGUAAAUCCUGCAGCUGUUUCACCUCUCCAUCCAACGUCCCUCCAUCUGUCCAAGAUCAUCAAUCCACCAGCAUAAGUGAGUGCACGGGCAGAAGCCUCAAAUGGCCGAGAGAGCACAAGCCCUCCGUUCAACACCAGUCCACGUCUACAGCAGCAGAUUGCCAGGCCAGCGAGAUUAGCAAAUCCACCACCAGCCGUAAGGACAAGAAAGCAGGUCGCAAAUUCGGCCUUAAUCUGUUUCGAAGAAACCCAGGCAAGAAGAGCAAGCUCAAGAAAGAAUACGUCACAUUCUCUGGACAGUUUCCACCUGAGGAAUGGCCUGUCAGAGAUGAAGACGAUUUGAAUAACCUCCCCAGAGACCUAGAACAUGCCAUCAUCAAACGGAUCAACCCAGAGCUGACUGUGGACAAUCUAGUCAAACACACGGUUCUUAUGAAAAAACUUGAGGAGAAAGCUGAGUGGGCCACGGAGAGAGCUGUUGACAAGGGCAUUUCCACCGAAGCUCUUGUGUCCAAGCAAAGGCAUCAGACCUCAAAGACCGGGGGCAGGAGAUUGGUCCCUAGAGCUACUCGAAGUAAGAGAAAAGGGCCUUCGUCCAGAGAAAAACAGAAAGCAAAGAACAAAACUCAGCCAUGUGCUGAAGAUUUAGAGGCAGAUGAUCCGAUUCUGCCUCACCUCAGACCGGAAUUGGUUUUAGAGGACCCGGGCAACCAUGAAGAAAGCACGAUUCUGAAUCCCAAAUGUGUUUACAAGAAACAGAUAGAGAACCCAUUUUUUGCGUCACCAGGAAGAGACAUGGAACCAAAUGCUGGUCAUAAAGAACACAGGAGGAGAGAACCCAAAAAUCUAAUCGCUGAGCGUCGAGAAAGAACCGGUCACAGGUCAAAGUCUUGGGACCCUCACCGGGCCAAAGCAAUUCCUGACGGUGUAGAGAGAUCUCAUACCUUAAUGGAGGCACCUUGCGAAAGAGCCCCAGUGGACUCCAGCUUGGACGUUAAACCAAUUACAGAGCUUUGUGGAGAUUACAGCUCUAUCUACCCUCAGAGCAGUACUCUAAGGAUAGAGGACAAAAUUAAGCUGCGAGAGAGCAAAGUCAGAAGCAGGGAGUUGAGAAAUGGCCGAGUAAGAGAACAUAAACACACCGCUUUUCAGGACGGAGACACGAGAACUGAUCCCAACAUUGUAGAUCCCACAUAUUUAUGUGACACAAAAGAAGCACCUCUCUCGUGGCCCGAACCCACAAUUCAACGCAGACUUUCCCUACACCUACUCAACAGCAAGGAGGAGUCCCAUCACCGUCCUGAUCUGUUGUCUUCACAUCAACAAUCUGGCACCAUAACAAGCAACCAACAUCUGUCCAACGCUCAGAACCGAGACAUGAACCACAGUGAGAGUGAGGCCUACAGUGAUGAUGAACAUCACAUCUAUCAGAAGACAGAUGAAGAUGGGGAUGUCUGUAGCUCCUUUAGCGUGAAUGAGGAUGAGUGUGAGCCAUUGCACACUGGCACAUCGCGCUGCCGUGAGCCUGUAUGUCUGGAUGAAGACUGGGAUGCCAGUUUCAUCGAGGGCCACGUAUCCGGUGCCCAUCACAAACCUGUAAGCACCACACACAGACAGCAUGAAUACAGGUGGCAGUCUGUGUCUCUUCUUCAGCAAUCUGCCAGUUCCAGACAAGAUGCCCAGGGCUUGGGGAAAAGACUACAUGAGUCAAAUUCAGUAGAUGACGAACCCACUGAAGUCCUGGAAAGCAGCAUUUUCGACUACUGUCACACAAGCGAAGUGGACUCAGAAACAGAAACAAUACAUAAGUCUGCAGAUGAAGCUGAGGGAAAAUCCAACCACUGGAUAUGUCACCCAGAGCUAAAGGACUGCCACCAAAACACAGCAAAGACAACAGAGGAUGCUGGCAACAUCCACAAUACAGGUCAACCGACAGGAGCCUGUGCUAGAGAAACAAUCGAGAAUCUAAGUAACACAGCAGAUAGUGGAAUUGACUCGCCAAGGACUCAUAUGAGCUUAACCUCCAGUAACUCGGCCAUACUCAAAGGACUGAAGCACCGGAGUUUCCUGCAGAAUUUAGAAAAGCUCCACUCCAAGAGUAACAACAUUCAUUCUCAGAGUUCUCUACUCAAGCUUACUCCUGUCAUGAAUGUUUAAACUUUAAACAUCAGAUCGGAAUAUGUAUAAAAUGUAUAGAAGUAUUUUCAACAAAUGUAAAUAAAAAAUUCAAGAUUA
Messenger RNA from Triplophysa dalaica, 3168 nucleotides. It is a transcript of the gene stox1, whose product is annotated as storkhead box 1. Lineage: Eukaryota; Metazoa; Chordata; Actinopteri; Cypriniformes; Nemacheilidae. Gene Ontology annotation, biological process: positive regulation of transcription by RNA polymerase II. The record is from RefSeq and is a predicted model, not a curated record. Gene Ontology annotation, cellular component: nucleus; cytoplasm. Gene Ontology annotation, molecular function: RNA polymerase II transcription regulatory region sequence-specific DNA binding; DNA-binding transcription activator activity, RNA polymerase II-specific.